UCUCAAUCGUCAACACACGGGGGGAGGGGGGGGGUGUCGAAUCGAUCCAAUCAUCCUUUCAUCAUCAUCCAUCAAUUCCAUCAACCACAUAGUCGACGUCGAACCCUAUCAUAACCAUAACAAUCAUAACAGCGACACACCUUCCACGUUAGCCACGUUCUUCCGACGAAUCUGAAAGUCAAAUCCGAACAUGGCCGGCAACCCCCCCUUCGCGAUCCCCCUCCCCGACCCCAACCAUUUGGGAGCAAUCGAUCAUUUUGCUGCGAACUACAUCAACCUGUUCGCCCCUACGAAAGCGGCCCUUACCACCCUCUCGGAUAAGGUGGAUCUUCUCCCGACUCGAGCCCAGUUCGACGACCUCCCGAGCCGAGCCCAGUUCGACGCAUUGUCUCGCAAGGUGGAUGACCUUCCUACCCGAGUUCAGUACGACAACCUCCCGAGCCGAGCCCAGUUCGACGCAUUGUCUCGCAAGGUGGAUGACCUUCCUACCCGAGUUCAGUACGACAACCUCCCGAGCCGAGCCCAGUUCGACGCAUUGUCUCGCAAGGUCGAUGAGGAGCUCCCCACUCGUCUCCAGUUCGAACAGCUUAUGGCCUCGAUGGAGAGACUGAACACAAAGGUCGACGGCCUCGCAACCUCUGAAGAGGUUGGAGCUCUAGUCUAUAACACUAGAGCUCGAAUCAUGAAUUUGGAAAGGACCGACAAGGACACUGCUCUGUUAUCUCUGAGAGAUAAAGACGGUGUUCUUGUAAACAUUCAGAGGAGUACUCUCCGUCGGGCUGGUGGAGUGACUCUCGAUACGUGGUGCCACCGUUUCGGCUUCGACAACCUCGACGUGGGUCUGCUUGUCGACGACAGCGCGUACACAGGACUUCCAGUCAAAACGAUUCGAGAGAUGCAGCGAAAGGCCAUCGGCCGAUUCAUUGGCACCCGGUGCUGAGGUCUCUCCUCGCCUCUUCUCUGGCUCGCUACUCGGUCCUCAACAAUCAAAUCAUCGACCCCCACCAGCCUUCCCUCGCAUAUCGCAUCGUCGCGACACAUACACACUCUAGUAACAUGUCCUAAAUUCUCGGAUCAUCGACCCCCGCCAGCCGCCCCUUACAUUUCGCAUCGUAGCGAUUAAUAUAACGACACAAACCUACACGAAUCGAAUCACAUAUAUACCCCCAGUCGCCGGCCAGUCGCCAGUCGAGUCGGUUCAGACACUAUUCCCAUCUCGUCUCGUUCUCGUGCCACCUCGAACUAUCGCUAUCGCUAUCCGAUCCGUCUCA
This is a messenger RNA of Filobasidium floriforme, 1271 nucleotides long. RefSeq lists its product as uncharacterized. Lineage: Eukaryota; Fungi; Basidiomycota; Tremellomycetes; Filobasidiales; Filobasidiaceae. The record is from RefSeq and is a predicted model, not a curated record. Bases 191 to 940 code for a protein of 249 amino acids. The transcript has a single exon.